GGUACUUUCUCCGCUGCCUCUUUCUCGGCGCUGGAGAGUGUGGGACCAGGGCUGGAGAGACCGCCGGGGAGCAUCAGCAGAACCAGUCCAGCACGGAGCCUCGCCUGGCCGACCGCUGCGCCGUGCACUCUUCUUGGGGACUGCACAAAAUUCCUGUGAAAUAUAACUGCUUUUAAUGGCAUGUGGCUUGUAACUUUACUUCUGCUGUAUUCUUUGCAAGAAGUCAACAGUGAGGAUGUUGUCUCUACGCGGCUGUACUUUGUGAACGCCUCCCUGCAGCGGGUGACCUUCUCCAGCUCGGUGGGGGUGUCCCUGCCCUGCCCCGCGGGUGGCGCCCCCCAUGCCGUCCUGCGCUGGUACCUGGCUGCCGGAGACGACAUUUACGACGUGCCCCAUAUCCGCCACGUGCAUGCCAACGGCACCCUCCAGCUCUACCCUUUCUCCCCCUCCGCCUAUAACAGCAUUAUCCAUGACAACGAAUACUUCUGCACUGCUGAGAACCAAGCGGGCAAGAUUCGAAGCCCCAGCAUCCACAUCAAAGCAGUGUUCAGGGAGCCCUACACAGUCCGUGUGGCCGACCAGCGCUCCAUGCGGGGUAAUGUUGCCGUGUUCAAGUGCCUCAUCCCCUCAGCUGUCCAGGAGUAUGUCAGCGUUGUUUCCUGGGAGAAAGACACCGUCGCCAUUGUCCCUGGCAAUCGAUUCUUCCUGACCUCAUUUGGCGCGCUGUACAUCUCAGAAGUGCAGAAGGAAGAUGCCCUUUCCACCUACCGCUGCAUCACAAAGCACAAGUACAGUGGAGAGACUCGUCAGAGCAACGGAGCCAGGCUCUCUGUUUUGGACCCUACGGAGUCCACCCCGUCAGUGCUGGACAGUUUCCAGUCCGGUGAGGUGCAGGUGGGGCAUAAUGUGGAGCUGCCCUGCAUCGCCUCUGGAUAUCCAAACCCGACCAUCCGUUGGCUAAAGGAUGGUCGACCAUUACCAGCAGACUCGCGCUGGACACGGCGCAUCACUGGUCUCACCAUUUCAGACUUGAGACUCGAGGAUAGCGGCAACUACAUCUGUGAGGUCACCAACAGCUUUGGCUCCAAAGAGGUGACGGGUCACCUCAACGUGAUAGAGCCACUGCGGGUUACCUUGUCUCCCAAAAAUCUGAAGACAGGGAUCAGCAGUACAGUCAUCCUCUCCUGUGCUGUUCAAGGUUCUCCUCACUAUAUGGUGUCCUGGUACCGCAACACAGAACCUGUUUUGCCUGAUCAGCACUUUUCAAUCCAGGGUGCUCACAAUGAGACGCUGUUCAUUUCUGCUGCACAAAAAAGACACUCGGGUGCUUACCAGUGCUUUGCCACACGCAAAGGCCAGACUGCCCAGGACUUCUCCAUCAUUCUCCUAGAAGAUGGCACACCCCGUAUUGUUGCCUCCUUCAGUGAGAGGGUGGUUGUCCCGGGUGAACCGUUUUCCCUGAUGUGUGCUGCCAAAGGAGCGCCUCCACCCACCAUCACUUGGACCUUGGAUGACGAGCCUGUGGCCAGAGAUCUGUCGCGUGUCAGAGCCAGUCAGUACACCCUGUCUGACGGCAGCACCGUGAGCCACGUGAACGUCAGCAACCCACAGAUUCGUGAUGGUGGAGUGUAUCGGUGCGCCGCACGAAACUCAGCCGGUAGUGCUGAGUACCAAGCGCGCAUAAACGUAAGAGGUCCUCCAAGGAUUCGGCCAAUGAAGAAUAUCACCGCCGUAGCAGGAAGAAACACUUUCAUAAACUGCCGUGUGAUUGGGUACCCUUAUUACUCAAUAAACUGGUACAAGGAGGGACUUCUACUGCCUGACAACCAUCGCCAGAUUAUCCUUCCUCCACUGAUCCAGCCAUUUGACUUUCCUCCGACUUCCAUCGGUAAAUUGAUGUACAUUGCCUGCGUGGUGUCGUCUGGGGACAUGCCCAUACGCAUCACAUGGCGCAAGGAUGGCCAGGAGAUCGUGCCCUCUUCGGGCAUCACUAUCGACACGAAGGAGUUCAUGAGCUCCCUCCAGAUAUCGAAGGUGUCGCUCAAGCACAAUGGCAACUACACCUGCAUUGCCAGCAAUGAUGCUGCCACUGUCAGCACAGAGAGGCAGCUCACGGUUACAGUGCCUCCUCGGUUUGUGGUGCAGCCCAAUAACCAGGAUGGGAUCUAUGGGAAGUCAGCUAUCCUGAACUGUUCUGUUGAUGGAUACCCUCCUCCUAAGGUCAUGUGGAAGCAUGCCAAAGGUGCAUUAGCGGGUAUUGGGAACCCACAGCAGUACCACCCUGUGCCUCUGACGGGCCGUAUUCAGAUCAUGAAUAAUGGCUCUUUACUUAUCAGACAUGUCCUGGAAGAGGAUCGGGGCUUCUACCUCUGUCAGGCCUCCAACGGCGUGGGCUCAGACAUCAGCAAAAGCAUGGUCCUCACAGUUAAGAUCCCAGCAAUGAUCACCAGUCACCCCAACACCACCAUGGCUAAGAAGGGUCACUUGAAGGAGUUGAACUGCACAGCCAGGGGAGAAUGGCCCAUCAUCAUCCGCUGGGAAAGGGGUGACACCGUCAUCGACCCCGAUCGCAACCCCCGAUACUCCAUUACCACCAGUCCCAAUGAAAAGACUGAUGAGGUGCUGUCAACACUCAAGCUCAAGCCAGCAGAGCGUGAGGAUUCAGUCUUCUUCUCUUGUCAUGCCAUCAACUCUUACGGAGAGGGACGAGGCCUUAUCCAGCUCACUGUGCAAGAGCCUCCAGACCCUCCAGAGCUAGAGGUGCGAGAAGUGAAAGAUCGUAGCAUGAAUCUCAGGUGGACACAGAGAUUUGAUGGGAACAGCGUAAUUACAUCAUACGAUAUCGAAUACAAGAACAAAACAGAUUCCUGGGAACUAAAGCAUGCCACCCGAAAUAUCUCUCCAACCAACAACCAGGCCAACAUAGUGGAUCUUCAUCCUGCAUCUGUCUACAGUAUCCGCAUGUACUCCUACAAUGCUAUAGGCAAAAGCGAGGCUAGUAAGGAACUCACUAUCAGCACAGAGGAAGCACAGCCUGAUGGUCCUCCAAUGGAUGUCAUCCUGCAGCCUGUGACAUCUCAGAGUAUCAGGGUCACAUGGAAGGCUCCAAGGAAGGAGCUGCAGAACGGUGUCAUCCGCGGUUACCAAAUCGGUUACAGAGAAAAUGGCCCAGGUAGUAAUGGGCAGUACAGCAUCGUGGAGAUGAAGGCCACUGGAGACAGUGAGGUCUACACACUGGACAACCUGAAGAAGUUUGCCCAGUAUGGUGUGGUUGUCCAAGCUUUCAACAGAGCAGGCACAGGACCUUCCAGCUCAGAGAUCAAUGCUACAACACUAGAAGACGUACCCAGUCAGCCUCCUCAGAAUGUGCGAGCCAUCUCUGUAACAUCUGACGAAGCAGUUAUCACAUGGGCUGAGCCUCCAAGACUGACACUUCACGGUGUAUUGAAGGGAUAUCGUGUUGUUUUUUGGGCUGUUUUCCCAGAUGGAGAGUGGGGUGAAAUGCAGAACAUCACAACCACCAAAGAGCAAGUGGAGCUGAGAGGCCUUGAAAAGUUUACUAACUACAGCAUCCAAGUGCUGGCCUACACCCAGGCUGGGGAUGGCGUCCGGAGCAACGUCCUUUAUAUCCAAACCCGUGAGGACUACCCUGGACCCCCAGCUGGCAUCAAAGCUGUGCCCUCCUCUGCCAGCAGUGUCGUAGUGUCGUGGUUGCCCCCUCACAAGCCAAAUGGAAUCAUCCGCAAGUACACCAUUUACUGCUCCAGCCCCGGGUCAGGCCAACCGCUCCCAAGUGAGUAUGAAGCUAAUCCAGAGCUGCUGUUUUAUCGAAUCACACACCUCAACCACCGCCAGCAGUACCUGAUCUGGGCUGCAGCCGUCACCACUGCAGGCCGAGGUAACUUCAGCGAAAAGGUCACUGUGGAGCCAGCUGCCAAAGCCCCAGCUAAAAUCCUCUCAUUUGGCGGUACCGUGACCACUCCCUGGAUGAAAGAGGUGCGACUGCCCUGUAGCUCAGUAGGAGAACCUACACCUACCAUAAAAUGGACCAAAGACAGUGAGGACACAGCCAUACCAGUUUCUCUAGAUGGGCAGCGUCUCAUUUUGGCUAAUGGGACUCUGGUGCUGCGCUCUGUCAAAGCUGAGGAUUCUGGUUACUACACCUGCACAGCCACAAACACACUUGGCUUUGACACUAUUAUAGUCAACCUUUUGGUGCAAGUACCUCCAGACCAGCCACGUCUAACCGUCUCUACCACCUCCACCUCCUCCAUCACUCUGGCUUGGAUACCAGGAGACAAUGGCGGCAGCUCUAUAAGAGGUUUUGUUCUGCAGUACUCUGUAGACAACACAGAGGAAUGGAAAGAUGUUUUCAUCAGUUCUAGCGAGCGCUCUUUCAAAUUGGACAACCUGCGCUGUGGGACCUGGUACAAAGUCAAGCUGGCUGCCAAGAACAGCGUUGGUGCCGGACGUAUCAGUGAGAUCAUUGAGGCAAAGACUCACGGGCGAGAACCCCAGUUCAACAAAGACCAGCCUGUCUUCACCCACAUUAACUCCAGCCAUGCUCGCCUCAACUUGCAAGGCUGGGCCAGUGGAGGCUGUCCGAUCACAGCUGUCACGCUAGAAUUUAGACCGAAAGGCACUUGGACAUGGCAGAACGUGCGCACCAACGCCACCACAGAUGUGUUCCUGGCAGAGCUGCGUGAGGCCACCUGGUAUGAGUUAAAGAUGAAAGCUUGUAACAGUGCUGGCUGUGGUAACCAGAGCUCCCAGUUUGCCACUCUAGACUAUGAUGGCAGCACAAUACCGCCAAUUAAAUCCCCUCUGGAGAAGAACGACGAUGUCAAGAAGCUGUUUUCUAUUGGCUGUCCUGUGAUCUUGGUCACACUUGGUGUUGCGUUGCUCUUCAUCAUUCGCAAGAAACGCAAAGAAAAGAGACUAAAGAGACUGAGAGAUGCCAAAAGCUUAGCAGAGAUGCUGAUCAGUAAAAACAACCGCAGUUUCGACACCCCGGUUAAAGGGCCUCCUCAGGGCCCACGGCUGCACAUCGACAUCCCCAGAGUGCAGCUGCUAAUUGAGGACAAAGAAGGCAUCAAGCAAAUCGGUGAGGACAAGGCCACUAUCCCUGUGACAGACACAGAGUUUAACCAAACUGGGAACCCUCAGAGCUUUUGCACUGGUGUGUCUGUCCAUCAUCCUGCCCUCAUCCAGAACACUGGCCCUUUGAUUGACAUGUCUGACAUCCGGCCAGGAACCAAUCCAGUGUCAAGGAAGAGUGUUAAGUCAGCCCACAGCAUCAGGAACCGCUACUCUAGUCAGUGGACUCUGACCAAGUGCCAGGCCUCUACGCCAGCCCGUACUCUCACCUCAGACUGGCGCACAGUUGGCUCCCAGCAUGGCAUCACUGUCACAGAGAGUGACAGCUACAGUGCCAGCCUCUCGCAGGACACAGAUAAAGGGCGCAACAGCAUGGUGUCAACAGAGAGUGCCUCCUCCACCUACGAGGAGCUGGCAAGAGCAUAUGAGCAUGCCAAGCUGGAGGAACACCUGCAACAUGCUAAAUUUGAGAUUACAGAGUGCUUUAUUUCUGACAGCUCAUCUGAUCAGAUGACUACAGGUACCAACGACAAUGCAGACAGCAUGACGUCCAUGAGCACACCGUCAGAGCCCGGCAUCUGCCGUUUUACUGCCUCGCCACCUAAACCCCAAGACUAUGACCGUGGCAAGAAUGUAGCUGUUCCCAUUCCGCAUCGCGCCAAGAGUGACUACUGCAACCUACCCCUCUACAUGAAGUCAGACCCCUUUUUUCGAAAGCAGGCAGAGCGUCAUGACCCGUGUCCAGUGGUCCCACCACGUGAAGCCUCUAUUCGUGGCCUGGCCCAACGUGCAUACCACACCCAGGGCCGUCAUGUGACUAUGGACUCUGCAAAACAGCAGGCCCUAACCAUGGGCCACUCUGGUCUGUCCAAUCUCACAUCCUCUGGGGCUUCCUCGGGAGGGGCAACAGGAGGCGGUGGUUGUGGCAGUGGAGGGGCAUCUGCUAGCUCUAGCAGCUCCACACUUCCCCAGAGAACUCUCACAAUGCCUGGCUCCUCUGCUGCAGGAGCCCAGAGUGCAGCGGCAGCUGCUGCUUCUGCUGCGGCUUCUGGGGCAUCAUCAUCCUCCGGUGGAGGUGGGGCAGUAGGGGCCACAGGAGGGACCCCUGGAGGUGCAUCUUCAUCUUCCUCCAAGAUGGGAGGAUCCAGAGACUCUCUCCUGGAGAGCAGCUCCUCGGGCUUAGGCAGACUACAGAAGCAAAGGGAUGGAGGGGCGGGGGCCUACUCCAAGUCCUACACACUGGUGUAGCCUGUCAUCACUGCGGCCUGUCACUGUAACUCUUCAUUGAAUGCUGGUCAAGCCAUCGCUUGCCUAGAGCCUCUAUGAAAAAUUGGGGUGAGAAACAUACAGAUGCACAGCUUACCUGUCAGUGCCUGUGCUGUGCCAGGCUGCAGGGGGCUGGUUGGGUUCCCACUGACAAUAUUAUAUGAUGGGGUCAGAGUUGGGUCUCCACAGCACAGGGGUUUGCCUUUCUUUCUGCCUGAUUGCUUUCUGUUAUUAUUGUGUCAUUUUUAUCUCUUACUUCAUCACCCUGGGAAACACCUUUGCCAAAACAUAGAUGAUUUAUUCACAUUUGUUAACUCUAUAUUUUGAUUUUCUGGCAAAGACACAGUACUUAUGCACAAAAUGCUUUCCACGUGCACUGUCUUGUUUUCUGGAUCAAGACAGCUGUAGAAUGAACCAGGUUGCUUGAGUUUCAGAGAGAUGUGUAUUAAGAUUUUUAGGUUUUUAAAAAUGUUGCUUUUUUGGCCUCUGAUGGAAAGGAGCUCAUAUCACAGCAUUGUGCCAUGGCAGGAUGCUUUAUUGUAUGCAUUAACCACCAACCUUGGUGUUACACUGGCUCUGAAAGAUUACUCCAUCGUGGAUUCGUACAUUAGAGGCAAUGGAUGGACCGUCGUCUCAAUAUCAGAUUUGAGACAAAGGGAUUUUCAUAUACAUGCAAUGGAUGAUACAGCAUAGUGGUCUUAAUUGAUGCUUUUCUAAACAGACUCAAAGCAGAGAAGAUGGGAAAAAAAUUCAAGCAUCAUGAAGUGCAAGAUGAAUCCAACCUUUUUCUUUUAAAUCAGUUUUCUGUUUAUUUUCAGAUGAUGGAAAUAUAAUCUCAUGUGCACUAAGAGAAAAUUAGAAUGGAUCCAAGUAACAGAAACCUUCAACAGCCUGCGUGCGUGUGUGUGUGUGCGCGCGUGCAAGCGUGUUUGCGCGGGUGUAUAUGUGUGUAUAUAAAUGUAUGCAUGUGGCAGGCACACCAACGAUGGACCUUUUUAAAAUCAGUCUGUAUGCUGACCUCUUGGGCAGACAUCUGUGUCAAAACUGACAAAUGUUCAUUUUGUACCUGUGAAAGGGGAUAAUGGGUCGAUGCUGAUGAUGUAACGCAACGACCCUAAUUUGGUCCAGCAUUUUGAACUUUGUUUUGGAUUGACGACAUGGCUUAGGAAAUGAAAAACACAGGAAAAGAAGUGGGUUCAGAAGAGAGCUAUUACAGAUUAUAAGAACUAGGUCCCUCUUUUUCUCUUAAACUUCCUCAAGAAGGAAGCGACCAUUAUAUGAUUCAUCAUGGCGCCACAAUAUCCAUUAUGUUUUUUGUUUUAAGCCAUUUUACCUGUGCCCUUUUCCUCCCUUUCUGUCCUUUCCCACUUUCACCUUUACCCACCCGGUCCAUCAUCAUAUCCAUACAGUGUCACUGUGAUCUACUGCUAGCUUACUGGCAGGUCAAAGAGACAAACUGACUGAGAGAAGAGGUCUAAUAUGCACAGACGGGCAGAAAUGCUAUUUGAUGUGUAGUGUCAGCUUGAAUGAGAAGCAAGUCGCAGCAGAUUUAUGGAGAUUUAUGAAGAAAAAUCAUAUUUGCAUAAUCUUGAAUUUAUAAACAGACAGUAAUGUUUAAGAGUAUAAUCAGAGGGAUCGAGCGUCAAUAUAAUGUGAAGUAGCAGAGAGAUUUUUCCUCAAAAAUAAGUGGUCUUUGAAACUAAAAGGAGUAUUUUCAAGUCCCUCCACCUUGCUGAAAUUAUUUUUAGCUUUAUGCAUGGUACUGUAUCUUUUUUUUAUUAUUACUAUUAGUUCUUCUCCCAAAGCUUAAUCCCAUAACAAAGAUCGUUCCAAAAAAAAAGAAGAGUUGCUCCACAUGUUUUUCAGUGGUCGAACAUAACAUCAGGGCUCUCGCAAUAGAAAAAAGAAAAAGAUAUAUGUUUGUUUUCAAAAGUAUGUACAUAUAUAUUUCUAUUCAAAUAUAUAGCAAAUAUAUGAAUAUUGAAAAAAAUGCAGAGAAAUAUAAAAGCCGUUCUAAUUGAAAAU
Messenger RNA from Pundamilia nyererei, 8388 nucleotides. It is a transcript of the gene dscaml1, whose product is annotated as Down syndrome cell adhesion molecule like 1. The record is from RefSeq and is a predicted model, not a curated record. Gene Ontology annotation, molecular function: protein binding. The coding region runs from base 181 to 6345 and encodes 2054 amino acids. Lineage: Eukaryota; Metazoa; Chordata; Actinopteri; Cichliformes; Cichlidae. Gene Ontology annotation, biological process: cell-cell adhesion. The transcript has 35 exons.